Molecule: messenger RNA, 8399 nt
Organism: Oncorhynchus keta (chum salmon)
Lineage: Eukaryota; Metazoa; Chordata; Actinopteri; Salmoniformes; Salmonidae
Gene: perm1a
Product: PPARGC1 and ESRR induced regulator, muscle 1
Exons: 4
Coding region: 3132-7373 (1413 amino acids)
Biological process (GO): response to muscle activity; regulation of DNA-templated transcription
Cellular component (GO): cytoplasm; nucleus
Source: RefSeq, a predicted model, not a curated record
UGUCCCACAGUCCCAACUGUGCCUUUGGCAAGGCGCUCUCUCGCGCUGAGGUAGGAUAAACUGUGGGCUAAUCUUAGGCCUACAUCAAGCUACAACCAAGAUGAGAGGAGAAGAAUUGAAAACAGUCGAUGGGUUUAUGUGUAGACUAUUUUUCUUCGGGUGUCAAGAGGAUAAUAUGACAAAUCCAAAAAGACUGUAUGCUAGGCUAGGCUAGGCUAGGCUAGAUAGGCUACCUAUAUAUUAAAAAAUAUAGUGACAUGAGUUGAGUUCAAGACAGUAGGAAGAGAAAGGCACUCAACCGUACAUCUAAUUAAAUUAUCAUGUUAAGGCGCAAUCUGUGCAUGUUAAUUGACACUGAGAUUGACAGGAUAGCAAAACAUAUUUCUUGAAGCCAUAGCCUAUGCCUACGUGUCUUGUUAACAAAGUCUCAAAUGACAACGAAAACCAGGAGGAGCUGCACUCAAAAAGCAGUUUUUCCAUUAUUUUCCUCAAGAAUUGAAUGGGUAUAUUUAUUGAAAUUACCAACCACACAUUUUUACAUUUACCUUAUUACUUGUGCCAUGCAGCUAAAACCACUGCUCUAGUGGUUUAAAUGGAACUGUGCUGUCUUGCUCACUGUGUUGUCAAGCUCAACUUGAACAAACUUAAUCCCCUAACAACAUAGCCCUCAAACACCCCGUGAGGCAUUUGUAACGUCAAAUUGUCAAAACAACCACCAAGCCUCUAAAACAGCCUCUUUUGUCAACUGUUCUGUCAUAGUAUGCUCCAGACAGAAUACAGUGCUCCCCCCUCUUGGUCAUAAUAGAAAAUGUUACUGACUGUGCCACCUGUGAGGUACUUGAGGUGCCACCAACCAAGGCAUGCAAGCCAGUGUGGCAUAUCCAUACAAACCCUCUCUGUAUAAACAACAUCAUGUCGCUAUGUCUGCCCUCUGAAUGGCUCUGUUUACAAGGCUUUGUUUAAUCUAUGCUGAAUUGCCGGAGGUGACACGGUGAAACAAUUAGCACAAACCAACCGGGCUUUAGCUACUGUUAAGUAGUCCAAACAGAUUCUGAUCUUAAUCCCCAAAACUGACUUCAUGAGGGCCUAAUCCUGUCAAUGGCAACAGAAUCCCACCCACGUCAAAACAGCCCACUGCUCUUGCCCCAGGUGCAGUAGUCACACACAGGCCCUGGUUUGUCUCUUUAUGAAACCAGAUGCAUUGAUAGGGCUUUUUUGGGCACACGGCCCAGCCUGCAGUUUGUUAAUUAGGUGGGCUGUUUUCCCAUAAUUAGCCUUAGUGGUGAAAAUCAGGGCGCAUAAUGGCCCGUGGUGGCCGUGGAUAGUCAUAGAGUUUGUGAAUGUGGAGUGUAGAUGCAAAUCCUGAAUGUUUUUAGACGCAAAUUCGGAAUGCUUAACAACAGUCUCUCCUCCAAGACUGGAAUCCAACUGGUGUUUGUGUGAGCCAACCCUGUGGAUGAAAGCGUUUCCAAAUGUAGGCUACUCUUCUGACAAUAUGGUGAACAAUUUGAAAGCGCCUUGUUUGCUUUCUGUAUCUAAACCUUUUCUAAAGUCAAUGUCCUGGUCAUCCCAUUCCAUUGCAAUCGAGACACAUCAGCAGUCUGUUAUGCCCAGGUUAAGUGUUGAUAAUGAGGUCAUAAAGUCAACAUUUUUAGAGCAGGGAUGGCCCCAUAAUCCCAUUGUUCUCAUGAAAUCCUUCUGAUAGCUGUAAACAAAGACUUAAACCCACCUCCGUUUAAUCCUGGGGCAUCUGAAUGGCAGUCCUCACAGUUUAAACAAUGUAUAUGCAGAAAUUAAGUCGCGUAAAAUAACAGAAUAAGAAAGAACCAUAGAUUGUUGUGAAGAUAUGGAUGGUCGAUAUCACCCUCAGGAUCACUUCUUUGACUUGUCUGAUUUAUUGUAGAGUUCAGCUGUUCCUACAUCCUAAUCUACUGCCAUGCUUGAAAUAAUACAAAAAGUUACAUGGCAAAGUUUUUAUUUAGCACAUUAUUACACUUUGCACACACUCACUUUUUGUAUCCAGAUGAAAUAAUUGUAGAAUUAUUCUGUCUCCCACAUGGAGGCAGAGCCGGCUCCAGGCAUAAACUACAUAAGCAGUUGCUUAGGACCCAACGGUCACCUCCUAAUGGCAAAAUAUAUAGAACAGCAGAAAACCUACAAUAAAACUGCAACAUUUUCUCUAUGCUCCACGGCAAAAUGUGUAGAAAUGCAGGAAAUGUACUUUAAAAUAUUUUUGUUCUCUCCACUGUCAAGAGGGGACACCAUUUUUUUUUCUCCUCUUGGUGGGGAGGCUCCCUAACCAAAUCUCGCUUAGGGCCCCCAAAAGGCUAGAGCUGGCCCUGCAUGGAGGGAUCAGAUAGCUAGAUUCUGGCUACAAGAUGGCCUGUGUCAGACGACUCUCACAUAAACUGGCAUCCAUUUUUUUCCAUGGACGCUCCAGCACUCCAACCUCUUCUGGCAUUCACUCUGACUGUCCACAGUGUCCAGUGUGUCUAAGGGGAAGAUUCAGAUCCUCUGUCACCCAGUGACAUCAUACCAGCGAUGUAUCAGCUGACUGACUGCCACAAAUGACCCUCUUCCGCGGGAGUGUGGCCAUUGUCAGGAGCAUUAGCUGCCUCGCAAGACUUUACUGCAGAAACACCAGUUACAGUUGUGUUAUGCCCUGGCUGUUCCGUACAACCAAUGUUGGAAUGAAUCUGUCUAAUUCACUACUACAAGGAAGCAAGGAACCCCCAAAAAUAUAAACUUAUACGAAAGACCACUUGCUGUCCAACUGGCAUGAAGAAGGUGUGACAUCACAUGGACAUUCAAGAUCUUGUGAUCACUUUGUGAGUGUGGCAUCUAUUUACGGUGCUGAAACGUUAUACCUCUGUUGGGAAUGAUGGCGAGCGCCAGACUGGAGCAUUGCGUGUAUUACGUGAUGAGAGGCACCGAAGCACCUCUCUAUUUAUAACGGAUCAUAGGGCCUGACACAUUGCACUCUCACAACAUAUGGACGGCUGACCAGAGGACACGUAGAGAAACAGCAUGCCACUGCUGGGACACCGGAGCAUAACACUCUAUAUAGGAGUGGCACAACAGCAGGAGGCUUAACAGGUAGUGGUGAAACUGUUUUGUAACCCUUCCUCACAAUGGAUGACUAUGAACACAGUGUGCACGUCUCCGAGGGUGACUGGGACUCCUUCUUCCAGGAGUGCGAGGAGUGUGACCUCCACCCCCCCGCGCUGGCUGGAUUGGACUCUAGCAUUAGUGACUACAGCUUGAGUGACGUUGAGGAUGCGGGAGGGUCCACUUUCUUAGACAAGGGUCUGCGAGUUGACCUCAAGUCAGAUGCUUGGGAGGCUGUCUGCCCCAUGGACGGCCCCCGGGAUUCCGAGGGUUCUCCCGUGGAGCAUUACCUCAACAAGUACAGUGUCAGUAGCUUGGAGAAUGUCUUGUCGUGCAGCGAGGAUGAGGAUGUGCACCUGGAGUCUAUCAAUAGGUUCUUUGAGAGGCUUAAAAGUCUCCCAGAGGCUGAACAGUUUAUUGAGCACAGCCAAGCAACAGUGGGGAAAAGCAGCAAGGUGGGGCAGGGGGAGGUGUGUGGUGAUGGGCCACGAGCCAAUGACGACGCUUUGCCAAUAAACAACCCAGAUGUCAACUCACUGUCUGCCAGCAGUGAGGCAGCAACUGGCAUGGAAACCACAGAGCUAGACAAUGCCAACACAACAGAUAGGCCUGACUCCAAGGUGGCUCCUGAGCUCCUAGUCAAUGAUGCCUCUGAGGGCAAGACAGACAAAUCCACCAAUCCCAAUGUAGAGUUGGCCAUCAGAGAGAAGGAUUGGAUGUUGUUGCCAGCAAAUGAAGCAGGGAGACUGAAAAGGGAGGGUCAAUCCUGUGACUUACUCAAAGCAAUAUUGGAAAUGACAGCCGACUCAUUAAAGACACCUGCCUCUGGGAAAGUGCUGAACUCAGAAUUAACUGUAUGCAAAAGUGUGGGUGAUGAGAGUAAUGGGGAUAUCAUGUUAGAUAAACCACUUCUUAAGAAAACCUCUGAUUCAUGCCUUAACCCUGAUAGGAAUUCAUCUACAAACCUUGAAGUGAUGCCACACAAUAAAUCAACAGAAGGCCUUGCUGUCACAUCACCAAAGAAAGACCCAGAACAGCAGAGCGUAAGGAGCCCAGAUCAGUCUCCAACAUUCACCAUUAAAAAGAAGAGAAGGAGAAAAAAAACGGUCAGUAUUGUGGACACUGGCCAAGGGUACAAGAGGCAAUUCUUUGCCAAUCAUAGUGACUCUGAGGCGGAGAGAUGUGCAUGGGGAAUAGAAAUGGAUGCUCACGUAAGACUAUCAAGAGAUUACACUGCAGUUUGCAUGAAUGAGGCCGGCUGUGAGCAUAUCAAAUCCUCAGCUCACCAAACUCAGAGUUUUCAUUGUCCACCUACACACUCAGAAAUACUCCAAGGGAGAGCCAGAAACAAUGUGACACCUGGCCCGACUGCAGUGGAGCAUGACGAAGUGAGCCUCAAUUUACCAACUCCCCUUCUAAGAGACCGUCAAAGUCAAACACUAACUGAGAAGAAUGAGUUGAGGCCAGUAAAAGCUGAGCCUCUUGGUAUGGAGGCGAACUGCAAACAAGCCAAAUCUAGCUUACCUGUAAACAGUGAAUGCACUGAUAGAUCAACAUCCCCACCAGGUCGAGAUGUUGACAGCGGUUUGUCAACACCUAAUUAUGACGAUAAUGUGGCAGCAAAUUUACAGCCAAGCAGCGCAUUACAAUUACAGCCAUCAACAGAAUCUAAAGAAUGUCCUGGAUUGCCAGUCUCGAUGUCCACCUGUGCUUCUAGUGAGUCAUCUCCAGUCACAGAGGAAGCAAAGUUUGGCCCAGAUAACAUCACAAAAUAUCAAAGGGAGUCUGGGCCUCUGCAACUGCACGAAGUGAAUGGAAAGACUCAAAACAGGGACGCCUCAUCUGAGAUUCUCAAUACACCAGAAUCAACAGAACAUAACACCGCACACAGAAAGAACAACUUACUCAUCUCUAAAGGCAGCAGUGGUGUUGUUUCAAACACAUUGCAACUGCCUGCUCAUGAAAACAUAGUCCUCAAGAUGCACCAAGAAUUUAAACAUGUACUCAUCCCAACUCUUGAUAAGAGUAUGCCAUCAGAAGUGGUCAGCACUAACACAACACUAAAACCUACCAAGACACCAUUGUUUGGCCAAAUCAAUAGUUUCAAUGAGCCCUGCUGUUCAAAAUCAGAUGACGUAAUCAGUCAAACAACAUAUGGAAACCAGACAGUUAAUCCUGUAUUAGCAAUACCUCUUUUUACUGUCUCUUGUUACUCUGUUAUUCCAAAGAGUGCUAUGAACUCUAAUCAGGCAGAUGAAAUAAAUAAAACUUAUAUAAGUUAUAAUGUCACUGAAAAAGACCCUGAUUCGUGUACUCCAGAGAAUGUCCCAUUAACUCAAUCAAAUAUUUCACUUUCGAAUUCCCCUGAAUUACAAAUGGAAAGUAACCAAAUUGUUGGGUUUCAGUCUAACAAAACAUAUAUGACAGCACUGCCAGAUAAACGUAACACUGACAUAGACUUGCCAAUGACGUUAUUUGAAACCUCUGAUACACCUGAUAUUCAAACCAGAUUCAAUGGUCAAGAAGCAGAACUUUCUGUAGGCAAAGCAACAAGGGAAAUGUCUGAACAUGACAGUCAGGAUACGUCUCGAGAUACUCCAGAACUCAAAGUUGAGAUAGAGGUCAAAACAGAGGACACUGUUAGCACAGCCAAAACAGCAGAGUGCGAGGGGAUUGAAAAAGCACCCGACGAAACACGUCCUGUGUAUGCCAUCUCCACUUUUUGGAAUGAGAUGGAGAAGCUGACCAUUAAUGACAUUUUGCGACUACGUAUGGUCAGCAAUGCCCACCAGUCCAGUGUUCUCCCCCAGCCACCAGAGGCUGAGGCAGCCGACAGCUCUGAUGCCGCAGACUCAGGCUACUUCACUCACUUGGACGACUCCAAACCUCACCGCUCCAGUGGCGACAUUUCCACCAUUUCUGAUUUUGACAAAAAAUUCUCACAAAAAAAAAAUGCUGAUAAUCCAAGCACUGAUCCAAUCACGAGAAAUGAAUCAUCCAACUCUAUUGGUAUCUUAUGGGAAAGCGAGCCAGACUCAGUUAGCGUUGGGGCUGGUAUAUACCCAGAAAAUGUUGCAAUGCUAAGUUCCGCAAGUUACAUCCCCCGUCCAAUCUUUUCAGGCAGUGCCCCACAGUACGUAAGAAAAAUUAGCAAAAACGUCAGUGUGCAGAACCUACUAGCUCUGGAAGUUGAACCACUUUGCCAGGUGUUGAAAGGUCAGGCCUUACCAGCUGUUAUAUCAGAGGAAAGAGAAUCAGAAAUGGAGUCCUGCAGUGAUGGACAUUUAGUGAGGCAGCACAGUAGCAUGAAUUCUUUACCUUCAGCAUCUUUUUCAGAGGAUGUGUCAACAGAAAGCAAUCAGAUCUCUUUCUCUGAGAUCAUCCAGUACGUCUUUGGAGGAAAUAAAUCGGAGGCCAGUCCAUCGGAAACAAACAACAUGACCGCCUACUAUGUCAACAGUGAUUCAGUCCCUGAUUAUGAGCAUUUCUACUCCGAGUUUGAUGCAGGAAGCUUCUUCUACCCUGUCAGGGAGGCAUCAAUCCACAACAAGGAUGAGCAGUUGCCCAUCUUUUCCUGCGGACAUUCGGCCAACAAGAAUCUUCAGUUCCCGGAGGCCUACGAUCAUUUAUUCUCCAGUGACUCGUCUGCAGACUCGGAUGAGGAAGAUAACCAAGUCAGAAGUCCGAUCCGGGUGAUCACGCGGUUGAACCAUAAGCCAAAUGAGACCCAAGGUGUAAUAGUGGCUCCGGACAUAUAUGAGGACUUUUUCACAGACGAGGGUCUAAGUGAGAACUUCUUCUGGAAAAACAAUUUCUCCCUACGGAAGGUCCGCCUCACUGGCUCCACCAGCCAAAGUCAGAGAUCUGACUCCUGGUCGCUGGUUCCUGUGGAUGAGAUCAAGAGUUCAUUCUGCAGAAGCAUUAGACCCAUCCACACGCUGGGCAUCCAAGACCAGCCUUUUCCUGAUCAACUGCUGUACAACCUAGAAGGCAGGAUCUUCAGACAGCUGGCCGAACAGAAGAGGAGAUAUCCGGAUCUGCAGAUGGCUGUUGCUAAUCCCAGAUUAGAUGCCUCCCUUGUACCUCUCAGACAGUCAGACAUGUGUUUAGUCUGCAUCGCAUUCGCCUCCUGGGUGUUGAAGUCCGCUAACCCACAAGCUGGAGAUGCCUGGAAGGCUGUUCUCCUGGCCAACAUAAGUGCGCUGUCUGCCAUCCGAUACCUGCGGAGAAGAGGCAGGGAAGAGGCAUCUGGAGAGAAGCCAUAACAUCAAACACCCUCCAUCUGAUACAGGGACAGUCACCAUGCACAGCUACGCCCUUCCUAAGUUGACCUCUUACUCCCAUGGAAACUGAAUUCAUCUUGGGUACUUUGACGUUCAGUCCUAUCAGGGUUCCUUGGGACGUCGUACCCUAACCCAUUAACCAUUUGACAUUUCUACUUCAAUGGGGUAGGGACGACCCAAGGAUACCGUUUAGCAUGGACCAUCCUUUGACUGCAAGUGAAAUCUGUGGUUUCCUCUUGUAAAAAUAUCGAUUUUUUUUUAAAUAGAGGGCUAAAGCUAUGUUUUGCUGUGCCUGAAAUGUUUGCACUAUAACUUAGCAAGUUAGCAAUAAAAAAACAUGUUCAAUCCACUGAAAUGGUCAAGAUAGUGUGUAUGAUAAUAUUCCUGUAUGCCAUUUUUUAAGAGUGUGUUUGAGGUCCGUUAAUGUCAUUUGGAUAAAUAUAACCUAUAACAAGGGUUUAGAUGACAACAUCCUUGGGUAAGAGAUGUAUGAUAUUUAUGAGCGUACUAAAAGAGACAGAUAUAUUGAGAUUUCAUAAUGAAGGUAACAAAAUGUAGAGAAGAGACAUAAGAUGCCAGUGGAAAGUGCUCUAAGAGAUAUACACUGUCAAUGUGUUAGGAUGAGGACAUGAAUAUAGUGUGUAUGUUUUGGAAUUGAAUGACAAAUAUUAGUAAAGGUAAAGUAAAGGUACAGAAUGGAUAUAAAAAAUAUAGCUAUGUUUGAUUAUUCAAUCAACGUCAAAGUAUUUUACUAUGUGAAAUCAUCGCAUACCCCAAUACAAAACAACGGUGUGUUAUAUGGGGUGACAGGUAGCCUAACGGUUAGAGCUCUGAGCCAGUAACCAGAUUUAUUUAGGGGACUACAAACACGUGGCAUUGUUUUUUGUUUAUACAUAAUUACGGCUGUUUUAUUUGAUGGCCUCUAUUAGAUGACUUUCUGUCAUUGUAUGGUUUGUUCUGUGAACUGUGGAUGUAUUACGUUUCAAAUAUAUGGCAUUUCAGAGUUGA